AUGUUGCCCUUUAUCGCCCCUCAUCCGCAAUGGUGCCGUCGCUUCGCCUAUGACUUUAAAACGCCAGCGAAGAGUCUGUCCAUGGUGCCGCAACCCGAGCUGUCAUUCUACGACGCGGUGGUUGUGGAGCGGCACCGGGUUGCUCCUGACGGAAAUUGUCAAUUCCGUUCCGUCAGCUACGCGUUGCUAGGCACAGAGGAUGCCCAUGCGGAAAUCCGGCAAGAGGUGGCGCACUAUCUGAGGGGCAACUUUAGUCGGCUUAGCUGGCUGAUAAACCCGGACACACUGGAGGAAGACGAGGGGAGAAUGGCUCGACUCGACAAGAAAUACAGAGUCAGAAUUCCGUACAAAACCUACAAAGGUUAUCCCUUGGCAGAAGACGAGCUCAAACUUAAUUGGGUUAUCAGGCUUGGAGACGCACGAUACAGGAUCUGGGGUGACGAGUGCACUCUCGCUGUGAUGGCGGAGAUGUACAACAUCCGGAUCGUUGUUGAGCAACAAGAAGGCGACGGGCGUCGGGCAACCAAAAUGGGUUCGCAUGCAGUCCAGGUUAUCAUACCAUACGAUGUGGUUCCUGAGGCAUGCAUCCCGACGAUUUUCCUGAUCUACGACCUUCAGCGUCAACACUACGACGUGGUCGAAAAGGUCAAACCAAGGUGAAAAACGUCACAUGCCCUAGCUCAACAACCUCCU
Messenger RNA from Toxoplasma gondii ME49, 693 nucleotides. RefSeq names its product OTU family cysteine protease. The coding region runs from base 1 to 660 and encodes 219 amino acids. The transcript has a single exon. The record is from RefSeq and is a predicted model, not a curated record. Lineage: Eukaryota; Apicomplexa; Conoidasida; Eucoccidiorida; Sarcocystidae. Gene Ontology annotation, biological process: protein deubiquitination. Gene Ontology annotation, molecular function: cysteine-type deubiquitinase activity.